Messenger RNA from Trifolium pratense (red clover), 915 nucleotides. RefSeq lists its product as uncharacterized. NCBI's taxonomy places the organism in Eukaryota, Viridiplantae, Streptophyta, Magnoliopsida, Fabales, Fabaceae. The coding region runs from base 1 to 915 and encodes 304 amino acids. The record is from RefSeq and is a predicted model, not a curated record. The transcript has 3 exons.
AUGAAUGUUCUGUUUCUCCAUAAUUGUUUCUUCUCUAACUCACAAUCACAACAGUUACUUUGUACAUAUAAUAUCUAUAUAAAAUGCGGUACUAGUUUGAGUAGCUUCGGAAAUCAAUUGGACAUCAACAAUGCAUUUUUGCAUGAAGAAUUAGAUGAGGAGACUUUGGAUAGUUGGUUUAAAAUAAAAGAUCUUGGUCCUUUGAGAUUCUUUCUUGGUCUUGAAGUUGCUCGUACCAAGGAUGGUAUUUCCCUAAACCAAAGAAAAUACACUUUAGAAUUACUUAAUGAUAGUGGUACACUUGCUGCUAAACCUGCCACAACACCAUGUAACCCUCCCACUAAGCUCACCAAUGAAGGUAGCCCUCCUUACUCUGAUAAUUCUGCUUACAGAAGACUUGUUGGUAGGCUUCUUUAUCUUACUCAUAUCAGGCCAGAUAUAGCUUUUUCGGUUCAGCAGCUUAGUCAAUAUGUUUCUCAACCUCUUGAAUCUCAUUUUCAUGCUGCAAACCGUGUGCUCAGGUAUCUCAAAUCUGCCCCUUCUCAAGGACUUUUCUUCCCUGCCUCUAACUCUCUACACUUAUCUGGUUUUGCCGAUUCUGAUUGGUCCUGCUGUUUGGAUACUAGAAAAUCCAUUACUGGAUACUGUGUGUUUCUUGGUUCUGCACUUGUUUCCUGGAAAUCUAAGAAACAAUCCACUGUUUCCCGAUCCUCCUCUGAAGCAGAAUACAGGGCAUUAGCUAGCUUAUCUUGUGAGAUUCAAUGGCUUCACUAUCUCCUUGCUGACUUACACAUUCCCAUAACAUCCCCUUCUUCGGUUUAUUGUGACAAUGUUUCAGCAAUCUAUCUUACUCAUAACCCUACUUUUCAUGAGCGCACCAAACAUAUAGAGAUUGAUUGUCAUGUGAUUAGAUAG